AAAAAUGGAUCAUCUAAAAUUGACGGUAGAUGCCCUAUCAGUGGACACUAUCAGUGACUUGGUAAUGGAUAACAGCUGUGGAGCCGUGUCUAUAUUUGUUGGGACAACACGAGAUAAUUUCGAAGAUAAGAAGGUCUUACGGUUGGAGUAUGAAGCGUACGAGCCGAUGGCUCUGAAGGCAAUGAAGAGCAUAUGCGAGGAGGUGCGACAGGAGUGGCCUGCUGUGCAUGGAAUAGCUAUUUACCAUAGACUAGGCAACGUGCCGUGUCGCGAGGCGUCCGUCGUGAUAGCGGUGUCGAGCCCGCACAGACGGGACUCGCUGGACGCGGUGUCGCGCUGCAUCGAGCGCCUCAAGAGCAGCGUGGCCAUAUGGAAGCGCGAGGUGUACGAGCACGGCGCCUCCUGGAAGGAGAACCCUGAGUGUUCAACAGGGCCCCCGCCUGCCCCAGUGGACUCGGUCGACAAGAACCUGGUCCAAAUCAACGUGACCCCUGAGGAAUUGGACAAGCGCAUUCAGAACUUCAUAGAGAGGAAGCGAGAUCAGGUGAACAUCAGCAACAUACACGACUUCCUGCCCGGCAGAGGAGAUGAGGAGGAGACCUGUGCCAGGGUGAAGGCGCAGUUUGUCAGGAGAAGCGACUCCAAGGGACAUUUGAAGAUUCGCAAAGUCCACAACGAGUGGGGCCCGCAGACUGUUCAGGCCGAGCAGAAGCCAGUGAAGCAAGAGUGCGGUCUGCCCGCGGCCAUAGCGGAGAGAGUGCUGGCCAUAGAACACUACCUGAACCUCGGCCCGGUCUCCCCGGACAUAUACAAGCGAUUGAAGGCGAUGGAGGAGCGAAUAGCCAGUCUACAGGCUAUCUCGCCAGAGUACGCGCAUUUUUGGAGGAACAAAGGAGCAGACAGCGUCAAGCAGGAAGAGACGGCCGACUACACGUUCUCAGCAGACGACAUCGCGCGCAAGAUCGAACAGCUGGAGAGGCAGGCCACGUGACCCGCAGCCACUCUUGACGCAGCCACCUUUGAUGUCUAAUACUAACUGCAUUACGCUUGUUACAACAGAAUCGAUCGACUAAAUCUCGACUGAUACAUCCAUGGUACAUCACUAUGCCCUUUAUUUCCCUAGGUAUUACCUUAAAAUUGACACAUUAAAAAUGGCCACCAAUAAAUGUAUGAGUUUAAUGUGGCAGCUAAGAGUCCAAAUUCACAGGGUAAGUGCCAGCCAGGGUCCUGUCCAGGUUGAUUUUGGCAGGGCCCUAGAGUUUCUGAAAAAAAAUAUUUUCUACUUUAUCUGUAUGUAGCGAUUCAUAAACUGUAAUUAAUGUUAUUUAAUAUAUUACGUAAAUAAGUACGUUAAUAAACGAUUAGCAUAAA
Messenger RNA from Pectinophora gossypiella (pink bollworm), 1371 nucleotides. RefSeq names its product molybdopterin synthase catalytic subunit (gene Mocs2B). Gene Ontology annotation, biological process: Mo-molybdopterin cofactor biosynthetic process. Bases 5 to 991 code for a protein of 328 amino acids. Gene Ontology annotation, cellular component: cytosol. Gene Ontology annotation, molecular function: molybdopterin synthase activity. The transcript is spliced from 7 exons. Lineage: Eukaryota; Metazoa; Arthropoda; Insecta; Lepidoptera; Gelechiidae. The record is from RefSeq and is a predicted model, not a curated record.